This is a messenger RNA of Arabidopsis arenosa, 1316 nucleotides long. The record is from the annotation of a GenBank genome assembly. NCBI's taxonomy places the organism in Eukaryota, Viridiplantae, Streptophyta, Magnoliopsida, Brassicales, Brassicaceae.
CGAUUUGCUAGAUCGCAUUCGUCUAAGCAAUGGAGAGAAAGUUGCGUUCCGAGGACGAAAAGAGAUUCCUCGAUUCUUUCUUUGAAACCGCCGACGGAAAGACCUCCGAAACUGCCUCCCAGAUCUUAAAGAAGAGUUCAUUCUAUUACGAGGAAAGAUACUGGAUCCUUGAGGACGCUAUGCAGCUUUGUUACCCUCAGAUACCAGAGCAGACACUUAAGGAAGAUAUUCAGCCGAUGUCGUCCGAUGAUAACGCGCCUGCACAAUCUUUCGGGGCUAUGACGGUUGGAAUUUCUCAGCAUCAACCAGAUUGUUUGAUUGCUAACCGUAACUUCAGCGAAAUUUGGGGACCAGAUAUGGAUGCUUUCUCUCCCUCAGCAUCAGCUUCUAAGCGCAGCCUGGCCUCAUUGUACCGUCCUCCUUUUCAUCUCAUGUUUCAUGGCUCUUUUGAACAGGCAAAAGCUACUUCGUCUUCUCAGGAUAAAUGGCUUCUCGUCAACCUCCAAUAUACCAGGGAAUUCACUUCACAUUUGUUAAAUCGUGAUACUUGGGCGAAUGAGACUGUUUCUCAGACUAUCAAAACCCACUUCAUCUUCUGGCAGGUCGAUGGUGAUUCAGCAGAAGGAAGAAAGGUUUGCACAUACUACAAGCUUGAAUCCAUUCCCUUGGUGCUUGUUAUCAAUCCAACCACUGGUCAAGCGAUGAAAAAGUGGUUUGGAAUGGUCCCACCCGAGUGGUUUGGAAAAGUCCCACCCGAGGCUUUGCUACGCGAGGCUUUGCUACCCGAGGCUUUACUAGUGUUCUUAUACCCGUUCAUGGACUCUGGUCCUCGUGAACACUUUACUUCUCUCGCAAAGAAACAGCCAAGACGAUCAUUAGCUGCGUCCUUUGAUGAUUACAACAUGGAAGAGACUUCAGAUGACCAAUCAAUGAUAUCGACUGAAGAAGUGGUGCUGCUGCCAAAAUUCCCACCUCUGCCGGAAGAACCAGAGAGAGGCAAUUUCAGCUGUAAUUGCGGAGUUGGAAUCGAUUUACCCAAUGGACAAAGAAUCAUGAGGUAUUUCCUCAAAACGGAUACAAUUCAGCUACUCUGGUCUUUCUGCUAUUCUCGUCUAACGAAAUCAGAGAGGAAGAAGCCAUUCAAGCUAACACGACUGAUUCCAGGUCAAUCAAAGACAAUUACAUUGGAGUAUGAAUCUAACUUAACCUUUGAGCAAUCUGGUGUUGCCAAUUCCCUCGUGUUUGCUACAUGGGAAUGAAAAAUCUUAUCCACAAAACUAGAGAACUAUCUAUUUUUCCCGCUGUUUCUUAAGGUU